UCAGGUCACUGACUUCACUAACAAUAAUCUCUUAGUUAGCUCGUUUCUCAAUGAGUCGUCUUCCCGGAGUGUGCUUCCACUAGCCUGGGGGUAAGAAUGUCGACUAAUAACAGCAGCAAAACUGCUGAUAACAAAUCCGAAUUUCCAAUAAUCAGCAGCAUCAAAGCUGCUCCUGCCAGUUCCGUACCUACCGAGCCCAGAAAUCAGGCGCUUCUCCUGAGCUUGCUGACUUGCAACCUGGAAAUUCAAAACCUGAUGUUUCAGCGGCAAUAUCCGUAAUAAGCCAGGCUUCAAAUAAGAACUCGAAUUCGGAAUCCACUUUGCAGGAAGCAGCAGCAGCAGAAUCCUCGUCCCGUGCUGCAGCGACCAGCUGAACCGUGACGGUGAAAGAAAGAAAGAAUCUCACAAGCCCCAAGGUUCAAUCUGCUGAAUUUGCCUCAGAGUACCACGCAAGCAGGGAAGCACGUCAACAGGAGUCUGAGACAUUUCAAAAGAGCCUGAGCUAUCCGGCGAGUGUCGUCGGGAGAGGAGAUGAUGCCCCGGCUGUGGGGUCUCCAGAGCCUGAACGUGAUCUUAGGCAGAACUCCCAGGCCUGAAGCAGCAACAGCAGCAACAGAAGCAGCAGCAGCAGCAGGAGGAAAUGGAGGAGAAGCAGAAGCAGCAGCAGCAGCAGCAGCAGCAGCAGCAGCAGCAGCAACAGCAACAAAUUUCACAGUCCAGCCCCAGUGUUCGUCCAUUCAGCAGCAUUAUCCCGAGGACAUCCGAGGCAUGUACAACGGUCCAGUCAAGCGAUUCUGCAGCAGCCGUGUCAGAAUCUGCUUUUGAUGCGCCUCAAAAGCAGACAUCCAAGGCAUGUACAACGGUCCAGUCAAGCGCUUCUGCAGCAGCCGUGUCAGAAUCUGCAUUUGAUGCGCCUCAAAAGCAGACAUCCAAGGCAUGUACAAUGCUUCAGUCAAGCGCUUCUGCAGCAGCUGUGUCUAAAUCUGCUUUUGAUGCGCCUCAAAAGCAGACAUCCGAGGCAUGUACAAUGGUCCAGUCAAGCGCUUCUGCAGCAGCCGUGACAGAAUCUGCCCCAACCACAUCAGUCGCCCCGUUACCAAAGGAGUGCGUCACCUCUGCAGCUGGCAGAAGUAUUCCAAGGACAUCUGGGAUAUCCACUGUAGCAGUUCAGUCAAGUGCUUCGGCAGCAGCUGUAUCAGCCGAAUCUGCACCAACAACAUUAGUCGCCCCGUUACCAAAGGAGUGCGUCGCCUCUGCUCCAAGCAACCGUAUUUCAAGGACAUCUGGGACAUCUACAGUCAAGUGCUACUGCAGCAGCCGUUUCAGAAUCUGCAUCAACGACAUCAGUCACCCCUUAACCAAAGGAGUGCGUCGACUCUGCUCCAAGCAACCGUAUUCCAAGGACACCUGGCACAUCUACAGUAGUCCUGUCAAGUGAUUUUGCAGCAGCCGUUUCAGAAUGUACAGCAAUCGAGUCCGUCACCUCUGCAGCAAACAAAUCAGAUGUUCCAUCGAUGGGCACGAGCAGAAGUGGCUGUGCCACUAGCAAUCUCACGACAACCAGCAGCACGGACGCAAUUCCCCGUGGCAGCAUACCCACUAUUCCCAAUUUUUGAGGCGCCUCAAAAUAAUCCCACGACAACCAGCAGCACGGACGCAAUUCCCCGUGGCAGCAUACCCACUAUUCCCAGCAGCAGUGCCGUUAUCCCUAGCAGCAGCAGCACAGUGAAACGCAUCGCCAGCACCACACCAACCUCUGCUUGUGGUAACUCAGUUACCACCCGGACCACUGCCUUCACCAGCAGCAGCAGCAAUACUGCGUCUGCCUUGGGUUCGGGGAUGAGUUACAGGGAAAGCAGUACUGCUGCUGCAGUUGCUCAAGCAGCAGCAGCAACAACUAUCAAGCAGGAUUACAGUGAUUAUAACGACCAUAAGGAUGAUGACUAUAAGGAGGGUAAACGAGAGAAGAAGAGCAGUGCAGGCGGCAAGAAGCAUCACCAGCACAGCCACCACCACAAGCAACAGGGUUACCAUGUAACCAGCAACAGAUGGAGAAGGAACCUGUACCGAGUGGCACCGAAUCUCGCCAUGUGCGUGCUCCUACUGGUCGUUCUGGGUAGCAUAAUCCACCAGCUAGUGGUGGUUACCACCUUGUACAGUGACGAAUACGCCUCCCUGGGAGAUUUCAGCAGGGGGGAACGGAGGCGACGCUAUAUCAAACGGUCUUAUAAUCGCAAGAGACAGUCUGGUGUUGGGGUAAAGCUAGAAGAUAUCUGGGCGGAUAAGGAAGGGGAUGGGGGAGAGGAAGCGGAGGGAGAAGAUAGCCCAUGGGAUACCCGCAAACGUUACAGAAUCUUCUCAGAAAGAGAGGAGGCUUGGGCCGGAGCGGCAGAGGCAGAUGCAGGAGCUGCCUUGGACCUGCCGAACCUGCAGGCUCGGAGACUGCGCAACCGAGGCUUGUUCCGAAGCAGAUGGGAGCAAAAGGGCAGUAAGAAGAGUCCAGGGGACGCUGAUGGGGCAGGCGAGGGUCAACGCAAAGACCAGGAAGGCAACGACAACAAGUACAACUAUUACCAUCACCAUCACCAUCACCAUGACCAUGACUACCCCUUGUAUGACUUGGCAGAUCCUAGAGCACAGCUGCGGAUGUGCAGCAGCAGCAGCAGCAGCAGCAGAGAGAGUCCCAGCGCCACGUUCCUCAAGGGCUGGAUCCUGCACGGCGACUCCGGAGGUGCAAAUGGCAGGGCUCAGGGGGAAGCAGGCCAGGGAAGCGAAAAUGCAGGGGACGCAGGAAGGGUGGGAGAAUCUGGGGCCAGGAGCGUGGGGGGUACACGUGGGAAGGCCCAAGUGGUGGAGAUGACAGUCUUUGAAGCUGAGCUGGUGCACGUUCCGCCUGCCUUCGCCCUCAAUGCGGCGGUUGUGGAGGGAGAGGAGGGGCGUGAGCAAGGCGAGCAGAAGCAAGCGGAGCAAGAGCAGCAGAAAGAGAAGCAGCAGGAGCAGCAGGAGAAGCCGGAGCCAGACCUGAUUUUUGGAGAAGUGCACUUGAAAAGCACAGCUUUUCAUCAAAGGCAGCAGCAGCAGCUGCAGCAGCAGAUGGAGAAAACGAGGCAAGAGCAGCAAGAGAAAGGCGGGAAAGUAGGCAGUAGUACCUGGCAACUGGGGCAAGGAGAACCCCCCUCCUCCACCGUCCCUGUGAUACGCAUCCUCGCUUUUCUCGAAGACCAAGAGUCCCGCAGCACAGCCUCCCGUCGCACCACCCUCAGCGCCUUCUACACCCCUCAGCAGCCCCUCUUCUCCUGCCGGCUCUGGCCCUCCCACGACCCUAUCGCGCAAGCGGAUCCGCCUAUAGUGGAGCGGAUGGUCCGGGACGGGGGCAGCACGGCGUGGUAUGUGGUGCUGCUGUGUCCGCUGUCUGUUCCCCCAGAGCAUGUGUUGAUGAGGGCGGGGGAGAUGCAGGUGCAGCUGGUGCCGGCUCAGGAGGGAAGGGCGUUCUCGUUACAGAUGGACCCGAUACUGCUUUGUGGGACGGAGCCUUUGCCUCCCCCUCCAGGCAUUGCUGAUGCGGAAUCAGCUGCAGCAACAGACGCAGGAGGAGGAGCAAAGGCAGGGGCAGGGGUAGCAGCGAUAGCAGCAGUAGCAGCUGGAAGAAGGAGGGGGAGGGGAAUAGGAGGAAGGAUGGGGAGAGGAGAGGGGGAGAGACGGGGGGGAGGUGGGGGAGGAGGGGGGCGUGAUAGAGAAGGGAGUGGUGAAGGGGGGUCGAGAAAGGAGGAGGGUUUGGCAGUUUGUGUGCGGCCGUUUUACUCUCACGGGCUGUUCUCUACCAAGACAUCUUUUCCCGAGGCGUCCAUCCGCGAGUGGCUUGACGUCCACACUCUCCUCGGCGUCCACCGCUUCUACCUCUAUGACCGCUUCGGCUCUGCCGCCCGUCCCUUGCUGCGCCCCUGGAUUCGCCAGGGGCUGGUCGUCCACGUGGCGUUCCCUUAUUGGUCCUCUGUGUUCGUCAAUCCACCCGCCCGCGCUCAAGCCCACGUGCCGGACAGCCCUCCCUACCCCGAGCUCUACGACCAAGUCAUUGCCUUCCAGCAUUGCCUCAUGCUGGCCCGGCGCAACCGUGACCGUUGGAUCGCCGCCCUGGAUCUAGACGAGUUCCUCUCAUACCCACACACCCAGCCUCACCUCCUCCCCUCAGUCAUCUCCAAACUGGAGGGAUCCUCCCAGUCAACCGAAGCACCACACCCCUUCCAGUCAGCUCAAGAGCCAGAGCUCUUCUCGUCAACUAUUCGACCUCAGCUCCUUGCUUCAGGCAUUAAACAACGUGGCAUUUCCACAGAGGGAGGGGGAGGGAGGAGGGCAGCAGGGGGUGCUGAUGGGGGCGAAGCGUGGUGCAUAGUAGUUGGGAGGGUGGAGAUGUUUAAAGCAGGACAAGGAGAUCCGUUGACAGAUGAGCUGAAUAUUGCUGAAGGAGGGGGGCGGGGAAAUGGUGGAGGGGGGGAUGGUUGGGGCAAUGGCGAAGAGGGGGUAGACAGAAGGGGAGGAAGUGUUGGAUCACAGGUGCUGCGUUGCCAGGGAGUGGCAAAGCCCCAUCUCUCCGCAUCUGAGCGAUUCCUACCCAAGGCCUUCUAUCGCCCAUGUUUAUUGGCAGCUUUUGAGCCAUUGAAUCCAUGUCCUUGCCCCAACUAAUUUCAAGCCCUUCAAAUUUGAAAAGAUAGAGGGAUUAUUGCAACUGUAGCUAAGGGCUUGAAGUGGCCUUAUGGGAGAGGUAAUGUCCACUCCAUUUGUGAGGUCGCAUGGUACUGCUGCAGAGUACAGCGCUCAACGUUUAGCGAAUGUACGAGCCUGCUGUUAGCGAGCCUUUUAGGGCUACCAUACCAUCCCAUGGAGGUUGGUGCAUCCAUCGGGUUUGUCGCGUGUUUGUAUGUUCAGGGCGUGUCCAGCGCGUUCGUUUUUUGUCAAAACCCUACCCAACCGUUUUAGA
This is a messenger RNA of Closterium sp. NIES-67, 4975 nucleotides long. The record is from the annotation of a GenBank genome assembly. Lineage: Eukaryota; Viridiplantae; Streptophyta; Zygnematophyceae; Desmidiales; Closteriaceae.